AUUUUUUAUUUUGUUUCAUUCCCGAUAAAAUCGUUGUUGUUUGUUUUCUUUUGCGCUAUAGAUAAAGAGCAUCCGCAGCAUUCCCUUAUCUAUAUAGAUAUAUCCACGCACACAUAUGUAUAUGUAUGUGUCGGUGUGUGCAUUCGUGUCUCUAUGUGUGUGUGUGUGUGCGUGCGUCCAUAGCUAUCCCCUGUGAAUUCCAUCCAUCCAAUCUACACACAUAUGAUUCUAUAUAUACAUAAUAUAUAUAUAUCUCAAUCUGAAUGAUUGUAACCAAAUACAACAACAACAACAACAACAACGACAACUAAUUAAUGCCACACUUUUGUAUGUGUCUAUCGAACAACUGAAACGAUAAUCAAUCGAUAUCGAUAACAACAAUUUGCAUCAACAAAUCAACAAUCGACUCGUUACAAAAUGGCGGACAUCAUGCGUCCGCCGUUCAGCGACAUUAAGCGGCCCGACGAAAUCGUCAGAAUGACAACCGCCGAUAAUCUGAAAUUUGCCGUCCUCAUCGGCCUCAUCGAGGUGGGCCAGGUGACCAAUCGGGAGGUGGUCAACACUGUUUUACAUUUGGUGAGUAAACGCAACUGUUUUCAACUAUCUCCGUCUCUCUCACGCACGCUGGAGAGCCCACUCCACACACUGAUGUGGAAAAGUGAAAUCCCGUUUGAUGUAAAGUGACGUCGGCUGGGUGGCGCGGCAGAGGGGACCAUA
Drosophila arizonae is the source of this 717-nucleotide messenger RNA. RefSeq lists its product as uncharacterized. The record is from RefSeq and is a predicted model, not a curated record. Lineage: Eukaryota; Metazoa; Arthropoda; Insecta; Diptera; Drosophilidae.